This is a messenger RNA of Loa loa (African eye worm), 967 nucleotides long. RefSeq lists its product as hypothetical. Gene Ontology annotation, molecular function: transmembrane transporter activity. Lineage: Eukaryota; Metazoa; Nematoda; Chromadorea; Rhabditida; Onchocercidae. The annotation marks the transcript as partial. The record is from RefSeq and is a predicted model, not a curated record. Gene Ontology annotation, biological process: transmembrane transport. The transcript has 7 exons. Gene Ontology annotation, cellular component: membrane.
CAUUGUUCCGGAAUCACCACGAUGGUUAGUUUCGGUUGGUCGAUAUGCUGAAGCUAAAAGUAUUAUAAAACGUUUAGCAAAAAUUAAUGGACGAAAUGAGGUCGAUGUUGAUGAUCUAAUGAUAAGGUUCAUCCGAAACAAAUGUAAUGUAGCAGGACAUUCUAAUAAGUAUGGUUUAAUUAAUUUAUUCCGGACGCCAAAUCUUCGUAAGAAGACAAUUCUUAUCACCUAUAUUUGGUUUGUAAAUGCAGUUGUUUAUAACUGUUUAACAUAUAAUAUAUCAAAUCUUCCGGUUAAUGAUUUCCUAUCAUUUAUUAUCAAUGGUGCUGUAGAAUUGCCAGCUUAUUUUCUUAUAUGGCCAUUACUUGAUGCUAUUGGACGUCGAUGGUCACUAGCAGGACCAAUGAUCCUUGCAGGAUUAGCAUGCAUUUCAACAAUUUCAACAUCAAUUACUCAUGAACAUCCAUUAUUUGUUGCAAUAAUGGCAUAUGUUGGAAAAUUUGGAAUUGCUGCAAGUUUUGCCGUAAUAUAUUUAUUUUCCGGCGAAUUAUAUCCAACUGUUUUACGUGCACUUGGUAUGGGUAUGAGUUCAAUGGUUGCCGGUUCCGGUUUAAUUCUUGCACCAUAUGUUGUACGAUUGGGUGAUUACUUACGUAUUCUACCAUUGAUAAUUAUGGGUUUACUUGCAAUAUCAGCCGGAAUAGCAUCACUUUUUCUACCGGAAACAAUGGGUAAACCUAUACCACAAACAUUGGAAGAGGCAGAACGAUUCGGAAAAUCUCAAAAUUUUCAUUUCUUUACAAAGCGACAGGAACAUAUUUCCGGGACAUAUACAAGUUUGGCAGCGUUUAAUGCCGAAAGACAUUCUGAAGUUUUAGUUACAGAAAAAUCAUCAAUUACCGCACAUUCAUUCGAACUUCUCGGAUCAUUGAUAACGGAUGAGAAUAUCAAAGAAGUUUUGGUUUGA